Molecule: messenger RNA, 183 nt
Organism: Dictyostelium discoideum AX4
Lineage: Eukaryota; Evosea; Eumycetozoa; Dictyosteliales; Dictyosteliaceae
Exons: 2
Coding region: 1-183 (60 amino acids)
Source: RefSeq, a predicted model, not a curated record
AUGGAAAUUGAAGAUUAUAAUCAACAAAUUAAAGAUCAAGAACCAUCAGGAGAUAUUUGGGAAAUCUCAUUUAACCCAGUUGCAAUGUUUCAAGAAGUAUUUAAAGCAUUGACUAAUAACAUUAAAGAAUGUAAUGAAAAAAUUAAGAAAAUACAAUUAAAAAAGGUGAUUGUGAAAAAUUGA